Molecule: messenger RNA, 1817 nt
Organism: Liolophura sinensis
Lineage: Eukaryota; Metazoa; Mollusca; Polyplacophora; Chitonida; Chitonidae
Product: cell division control protein 45 homolog
Exons: 18
Coding region: 72-1766 (564 amino acids)
Biological process (GO): double-strand break repair via break-induced replication; mitotic DNA replication preinitiation complex assembly; DNA replication initiation
Cellular component (GO): DNA replication preinitiation complex
Molecular function (GO): chromatin binding; DNA replication origin binding; single-stranded DNA binding
Source: RefSeq, a predicted model, not a curated record
GAUUUUAACAAUGUUAUCGUGAGGUUGAGUUUCAAGAAGGUUGAAAAUUUCAGGUUUAUCUUCACUGCAGGAUGUUCGUGAAAGAUAUCAGACGAGAGUUUUACGAGGCAGUACUACACCAGAGAGUGCUGGUAUUUGUUGGAUUUGAUGUGGAUGGCUUGUGCGCUGUUAAGAUUUUGCAGUACUUGUUCCAGUGCGACCAUGUCUUGUACACAAUCAUUCCAGUGGCAGGGAAGCAGGAUUUGGAGAGGGCCUUUGUGGAGAACUCGGAAGGGAUGAAGCAUGUGUUGAUGAUAAACUGUGGAGCUAACCUGGACGUGGUGGAGCUGCUACAGCCUGAUGAGGGUGUGGUCUUCUACAUCUGUGAUAGCCAUCGCCCAGUGGACAUCUACAAUGUGUUUAACGCUGUCCAGGUCAAGCUGCUAAUGAAACAGGAAGAGUUGACUGACGUGCCUGAAUAUGAGGAGGUUUUCUGUGAUGAGGAGUCUGAAGAUGACUCUGGCAAUGAGAGCGAUAGUUCUGACAGAUUGGGGAAAAAACAACGGUUUGACGAUGAGGCCAUAGAGAGGCGCAGAAAGAAACGACAGUGGGAGGAAAAUAAAAACAAAAUUCUAUUCAAUUAUAUGCAGUUCUCAACAUUUGGAACAUCGGCAGCACUGACAAUGUUUGAACUUGCCUGGAAAAUGUCCAAAGACACCACAGAUUUAUUAUGGCUGGCAAUUAUUGGCCUCACAGAUCAGUACAUCCAUUACAAGGUAUGCAGAGAUAAGUACAUGGAUGAUGUCCUCACCUUACAGUCACACGUCUCCAGGCACAGUCACAGGGGCGAUGAUGCAGACAAUGUGAUUUCUGUGGACUGUCUGCGAAUUGUGUUUGAGGAAGAGCUAAGACUGACGCUGUAUCGUCAUUGGACACUCUAUGACAGCAUCUGUCACUCCAUGAAUUUCUCGUGUAAAUUUAAAGUUUGGAGUUUACGGGGACAGAAGAGGUUACAGGAGUUCCUGGCAGAAAUGGGAAUGCCUCUGAACCAGUGUAAACAGAAGUUUGUAUCUAUGGAUCCCUCCAUCAAAGCUAACCUCAAAGAACUCAUAUUGGAACACACAGAGAAGUAUGGGCUGGAAACUGCAGAUGUUGUGGUGCCAUCCUUCUUUGCUCAGUAUGGCUACAGAAAUAAACUUAGUGCUACAGAUGUGGCCCAUGCCUGCGUGGCAGCCCUGGAAUCAGUGGAAAGAGGAAAGAAAGCAACAGAUAAUUUCCUCAGUGCUUUGGACAUACUUCAUAGGACAAACACAGAAGGAAUGGAGAAGAGUUUAGAUCUGGCCAAGAAACAGUUAAAAGCCAUGGUUACUCAGGUGCAGACUUUCCUUGACAUGCACCAGGUCAUCUCUGCAGGGCCCUUCCUUUAUGUUUUCAUACAAGAGGGCACAGCUGAUGUGAAGUAUUUCUCAAAGGUGCAGUGUUUGACCCGGCUAGCCCGGUUCACUCUGGAAGCAUACUCAGCUCAGUCAAAGAGCAGAAAAGCGAAAAGUUUACCGUUGGUGUUGGGGGCACCUCUGGACCCAGAGGAAGGAACCACGAUCAUCAUUGGAAUUCCUCCCCUGAAUUUAGAUGACGAGCGCAAGAAUUUCUUUGGCAAGGCGUUUGAACAGGCAGCUUCAAGUACGGGGUCAAGGUCACUUCAUGACAGCUUUGAUUCAUAUGUAAUGGAGAUGAAAGGAGAAGACAGAAGCAAAUUCUUUGAUGCACUCAUAUCUUUGUUACAGUGAUAAAUAUAUUUCCAUCAUCUUAGUGCAUUUUUACCCAGAUGUAAAUAUCAG